This is a messenger RNA of Lepus europaeus (European hare), 9978 nucleotides long. RefSeq names its product polycystin 1 like 1, transient receptor potential channel interacting (gene PKD1L1). Gene Ontology annotation, molecular function: protein binding; calcium channel activity. The transcript is spliced from 48 exons. Lineage: Eukaryota; Metazoa; Chordata; Mammalia; Lagomorpha; Leporidae. The record is from RefSeq and is a predicted model, not a curated record. The coding region runs from base 1 to 7425 and encodes 2474 amino acids. Gene Ontology annotation, biological process: detection of mechanical stimulus. Gene Ontology annotation, cellular component: membrane.
AUGCGAGGCACGGAUGAAGCCCUGGACUCUGGCAUCCAUCACUUCCUGGAAACAGAUGCCCAGGCCCCUCCAGUUCUGGGACUCCACAUCCACACGGCGUCUGGGGUGGCCCUAUGCCUGCUAAUGGCUUUCGGGGACAGUGUUGGCAUUGAAACGAGGCUCUACAAUGUGACCGAGGCUGCCACAGUGACCGCCUACCACCAGGAGGGGACAGAGGCCGUCCAUUCGCUCAGGGCUCUUAUUGACGAUGGCGUCCGUGGAGGCCCCGUGGAGCUCGGGCCUUACUUUGUGGAAGUUGGCCGCAAGGCCGUGUCUGUGUUCAUGAAUUCCAGCAGCGUCCACGCAGGGGAGGCUCUGGCCUUUGCUGGCUCCCACGAGAACGGGAAGGGCCUGGUUGUGAUGCACCGUUUCCCGUCCGUCUCCUCGUAUAACGUGUCCUUCGCUUCCCGAACGCAGGCGGGGCCCGGCCCGGCGUGGCGCAGCCCGGCGUGGCGCAGCGUGGUUGUUUGCUACAGGAUGCAGCCCUUGUCCGUCUACACAAACGGAACUGUGUUUGCCGCAGACACAGACAUCGCCUUUGAGGCUGUUACCACGGAAACCAUCCCCCUGGAGUUCAUGUGGCAUUUUGGCGACGACCCGCCGGUGCGGACAACUUCCAGAAGCGUUAGGAGACGGCUCCGUGUACCCCGAGGGUACCAGGUGACGGUCAAAGCCUCCAGCAUGGUCAGCAGCGUGGUCUCCAAGCCCCACCUCAUCAGGGUGCAGCAGAGAAUAGUGGCCAACAGGCUGCUGUCCACCGCCUCGGCUCUGGUCAACACCAGCGUGGCCUUUGAGUGCAGAAUCAGCUUUGGCACGGAUGUGGCCUACCGCUGGGACUUUGGCGAUGGCACCGUCAGCCUGGGGAGCCACCGCAGCAGCCACAUCUACAGCAGGGAGGGGGAGUUCACUGUGCGGGUUCUUGCCUUCAACGCCGUCAGCACCGCCACGCUGCAGAAGCGGCUCUUCGUCGUGUGCGAGCCCUGCCAGCCGCCCCCCGUGAAGAACAUGGGGCCCGGGAAGGUGCAGAUUUGGAGGUCCCAGCCCCUGAGACUGGGGGUCACCUUUGAAGCUGCUGUCCUCUGCGACAUCUCCCAAGGCCUUGCCUACACCUGGAGCUUCCUGGAUGCCAAGGGCUCACGUGUGCCGCUCCCUGCUGCCGUCAACACCCACAGGCAAACAGUGGUGCUGCCGGGCUACACCCUGGCCAGCGGAAACUACACGGCCAUGGCCAAGGUGCAGAUCCGGGGCAGUGUGGUUCACAGCGACUACUGCGUGGGUGUGGAAGUGCGGCCCCGGGCGCCCGUCAGCGUCAUCGCGGAGGGCACGCACCUGUUCGUCCCCAGGACCGCCCUGGCCCCCAUCGUCCUCAGGGGCUCCCAGUCCUAUGACCCCGACCAUCCAGGGGCCACACUCAGGUACUACUGGACAUGCAGUGCCGCCAGCUCCCCCGGGCGGCCCUGCUUCGAGGACUCCCUUCCCAGCCUCAUGGACACAGGGUCCCCCACCGUUGCUUUCUCAGCGAGAUGGCUGAGCACCUGCUGCGACCAGUUCCUCAUGACACUGACGGUCUCCAGCGGUGGCCGGAACUCUUCGGAGGCCCAGGUGUUCCUGUCCACCCGCCAGGACCCCACCUUCAGGUUUGUGCGCAUCUCCUGGGCCAGCUUCAGGGGCGCCUCUGUCAACCGGAACGCCGAGCUGUCUCUGCGGGCCGCGUGUGAAGACUGUGGGGACGUGCCGGGGCUCUCCUUCUCCUGGGAGCUCUUCCUCGUCAACGCCACAGAGGAUGGCACGGUGGCAGUGCCCUCCUGCAGAGCCGUGGGGCUGCUCGGCGUCUCGGGACUUGGGGCUGUUUGGAAGUCGUCAGAGCCCAUCCCACUGUCCACAGAGCCCAGCACGCCAGAUCCCGAAGGGGCACCCAUGCUGUUCCCACGGGAGCCUUCACCCAAGACCCUGGGCCAGCCUGCCGUCUCUGCCCCAGGGAGCACCUCCCCGGAGUCCACGGCAGGGCCUCGCCGGGUUCCUGCGGCUGGUGACACUGUGGUCCCAGGAGAGGACCCUGAGGAGGGGCUACUGGGGCCUGAGCUGGCGUCCUGGGACGAGGAAGCCCCAACAGGGAGCCUCUCUGAGAGCAGCUGGUCCCCUCCCCACCCUGAUUUCGAAGCCUACUACAGUGACAUCCAAGAAGCAGAGCCGUCCCCAGGAAGGCAGCCAGGAGGCAACACCAGCCCCCCGGAGUCAGGGGCCAGCGAGGAUGACGAGGGGAGCCCCAGUGAGGGGGACAACCUCGUGGGCCCCUUCCUGUCUGCCGGCCGAGCCCAGCCUGCCCUCCUGAUCGACUGGCCCAAGACCCCGGUCAGCAGAGCUGUUUUCCAAAGCUACACCUCGUCAGGCAUCACAGGACCAGUGGUGACCAUCAAACCGUUCUCGCUGAGCAGUGGACGGACGUACGUCCUGCAGGCCUCCGUGGUGUCCACGCACGGCCUCCUUGGCAAAGCCCAGCUGUACCUGACGGUGAACCGAGCUCCCCAGGACGUGGCCUGCCAGGUGCAGCCGCACCGGGGUCUGGAAGCGCACACCCUCUUCAGCGUCUUCUGCAUGUCAGGAGAGCCGGACUUGGAAUAUGAAUUCAGCUACCAGAUAGGAAACGCCCCCAGACGCACGCUUUACCACGGGAGGGACGCCCAGUAUUAUUUUGUGCUGCCAGCUGGUGAGCCCUCGGAUGGUUACAAAGUCAUGGUUUCCACUGAGAUCACAGACGGCCUGGGCUCCAAGGCACAGCCGUGCGCCGUGGCUGUGAUGGUGCUGCCCCGUUACCGUGGGAUGGACUGCCCCACCGAAGACCUAUACAAUUCCAGCCGGAGGAACCUGUCUACCCUCCAGCUGAUGGGGAGUUACACCGAAAUCAGGAACUAUGUCACCGUGCUCACCAGGAUCCUGAGCCGUCUGACCACGGAAGACAGAAGCGCCUCGUGUGGCCAGUGGUCUCUGACCCGGGACGCGCUGAUCUCCUCGGUGUGCAGCUUUGCUUUUGCAGAUGAGGAGGAAGUGAUGGGUGUGGUUCCUAUGCUGAAGGACCUCGUGAGCUUCCCUCCGAAGGUGAGCUCUGCCAGCACACUGCUCCUGCUCAGGUUCGCCCGGGCACUCCUUGCUCAAGGCCGUCUCCCCGGGGGGCUCGUGCUUGGCCUGGGCCUGAGGCUGGAGCUCAUCCGACUGCUGUCCAGAGUCUGGGAAGGCUCCGGACAAGAAGAAGCACUGGCCAGGACCCCCGUCUGGGAGGACGGCCUGGAGGUGGUCUCAGCCUUGCUGUUGGGCUGCCUCUCUCUGCACCACGAGCGGGAGCUCCGCGUGAGUGCCGGGCAGGUGGAGUUCCUGGCCCUGCUCCAUGACAGCCCCCAGCAGUCUGUCCAGAGCCUGGGCCCUGUCCAGGUGCACCUGCCUGGUGACCUGGCCGGGCACAGCCGGGCUGGGGAGGAGACACAGAGCCCAUGCCACAUUAGCCAGCUCGUGCUGUUCAGGAAGAACCCGCACCCGUGGGGAAGACGCGCUGCCGGGCAGGUCGGCGGAGCUGUGGGCCUCACCCUGCACACCUGCUUUGGCACAAGACCCAUCCGCCGCCACCGGCUGGCGAGCCCCGUGACCGUGGAGUUUGGGGAGGAUGACGGCCCGGACAGCCGGAGAAGUAAGACGGCGUUUGCUUUGCUUCGGGACGGAGUGAAUUUGCACCCGCUUGCGGGGCUUCCUGACGAUGCCCAAGAAUCUCUGCAGAUUCACAUCGAGUUCUCCACGCCCGCGUCUCGCGCCUUCCCCGUCCUCCUGCUCCUGAGGUUCUCCGAGAGACCCACGCCCUCGUCUUUCCUCGUGAAGCAGACCUUCCUCUGGGAGGGGCAAACCGUGCAGAUUUACACACCUGCUGCUGCAUGGAAAGCGUCCAGGGUGGGCUACUUGUCCUUGUUGGAUGCUGACUACAACAGAAGAGCCCCAAACAAGUAUCUAGCUGAGCUGGUGAACUACACGGUCCGUUUCCAGUGGCUGCGGUGCCUGUUGUGGGAUAAGGGAGAGUGGAAAUCCGGAAGUUUCUCCCCACAACCGGGAACUUCUCCAGAAAAAGUUAGCUGCAGCUACGACCGCCUCGCGCUCUUCUCGGUCCUGAGACGGAAACUGAACACCAGCCUGGAAGUGAGCCACGUUUCCGAGUUACGGAGUCGCCCGCGGAACCUGAUCCCCAGCGCUUGUGUGGUGGCGUUCACGGUCCUUUACAGGCUUCUGGCUGCUAAAAGCCGUGGCGUGGACCAUCGUGAGAAGGAGAAAACGGGUUCCAUUUUCCUGCAAGAAGAGGUCCCACCCGGCCACCAGCUGUAUGCCGUCGUCGUGGACACUGGCUUCCGGGCCCCAGCGAGGUUCUCCUCAAAGGUGUACAUGGUUCUGUGUGGAGAGAAUGGACUUUCAGAGACCAGAGAGCUGCACUGCCCACGGAGGCCCCUGUUUGAGAGGAAUUCCAGGCACACCUUUGUCCUCAGCGCUCCUGCCCAGCUGGGCGCGCUCCGGACGAUCCGCCUGUGGCACGACAGCCGGGGGCCUUCCCCGAGCUGGUUUGUCAGCCACGUGAUGGUGAAGGAGCUGCGCUCCGGACGGGCCUGGUUCUUCCCCGCCCAGUGCUGGCUGGCUGCAAGCCGGCGCGGCGGCCGCGUGCACCGGGAGCUCGCCUGCCUGCGCCGGGGGCCCGGCUUCUGGAAGCUUUUCCACGCCAAGUCCACGGAGUACCUGGAGGAUUUCCACGUGUGGCUCUCGGUGUACAGCCGGCCCUCCGGCAGCGGCUUCCUGCACACGCCGCGGCUGGCCGUCUCCUUCUGCCUGCUGUGCGUCUAUGCCUGCCUCGCUGCCCUGGUCACCACCAGAGCCCACUCGCAGCUGUUCCUGGGAGCCGGCCCCACCGACCUCACUCUCCACACCUCCGGGCUGGGUCUCCUGUGCAGCCUGCUGGGCUCCCCUGCAGCACAGCUCCUGUCUCUGCUCUUCAGGCUGAGCGAGCGUCCUGCCUCAGCCGCUCUCUCUGGGCGUCACCAGGCCUGGAGGAAGGCAGCAAGCAGCCAGGGCACAGCCUGUCCACACCAGGAGCCAGGGACCUGCGGAGCCUCCCGGAGCGAGCCUGUCCUGGCUCCCAGCCAUGGUCCUGGAGACCUCCUGCUCCCAAGGCCCAGGGCCCUUCUGCUUUGGUCAGGCCGGGCAGCGUGGGCCGUUUGUGGGGCGACUUCCCUGGCCUGUGCUCUGGGCACGGCGUUCCUCGGCUACAGGUUCGAGCCGGCGCAGUGCGUGUGGUGGCUGCACCUGCUGCUUCUCUCCGUGGCCUGCUGUGUCUUCAUCACCCAGCCCCUCAUGAUCUGCGUGGUGGCGUUGGGCUUUGCUUGGAAAAGAAGAGACGACAGUCACUUCUUUGUGGAGUCGUUAAAUGAAGCGACCAGGGACCUAGACCCGGGGCUGGAGGGCCGGCCCAGGACCCACGGCUGCCCCUGUGGCCCUGGCUGUGCGGGGGCCGUGGCAGAGGUCCUGGCUGCCCGACAGCAAGCCCGCCGCCUGCGCUGGGCCCGGCCCCCGGCCCCGGCCCAGCUCAAGGUCACCGGGGGAAGGAUGAAGAGAGAGCGUCGCACUCGGGCAGCCCUGCGAGAUGUCUCCGUGCACGGGCUCAGGCUGCUUCUGUUGCUGUGUCUGACAUACGGGAGGUUCUCCCAGGAGGAAUGUUCCCUCAAUCAAGCUAUCCGGAAACAGUUCACGAGCUGCACGAACCACCUUUGUUCUUGUUCUGAUAGCAGCGCCGCGCACUCCUGGGAUGGCCCGCGGAGCCCUGAUGGCUGGUGGGACUGGAGCCUGACCGUGCUGCUAGACGGCCUGCACCCCGCGGGGCCCUCGCCGGGGGCUCAGCCUGGACCUCUGGGAGGGAGAUGCCACCUGCUAGGCUCCCCGGUCAUCAAGCAGCUGAAAGUUGCUCCCCAAGGUUCGUGCAAGCCUCCCGGGCCAUCGUCGGCCACAAUGGAAGACUCUCCUCACUCACAGAGCCCCGAAGCUGAAGGCCCUGAGAACCGAAAUAGGAGCCCCAGUUGUCCCGGGGGCUGUGGGGUGAGCGCCGACUGUGUGCACAGCCUGGGCAGAACGAGGCGUGAAGUCCAGGCGGCCCUGACCGGCCUCAGGGCCAGCAGGUGGAUUGACCGCAGCACUAGGGCUGUGUCCGUACACUUCACCCUCUUCCACCCUCCCAGCCGCCUCUUCACCAGCGUCGCCCUGGGAGUGGAGAUUCUCCCCACGGGGGCUCUCGUCCCCUCCUCCCAGGUGGACUCCGUCAGCGUCUUCCGCAGCGACUCGGCCCUGGACCACGGCCUCGUGCUGUCCGAGCUGGCCUCCCUGGUGCUCGGCCUGGCUCACCUCUGCUUCCAAGUCUACGCUAUGGUGGACGAGGACGGCCUCAGCUAUUGGCACAAACCGGGAAACUGGCUAGAGCUCGCCGUGGCUGGGACAGGCCUCGCCUACCACGUAGCCGCUGGCCACCUCGCUACCCUGGCUGGGGACGUCGCUGACCAGUUCCACAGGGGAUUUUACCAAGUGUUUGUGGACCUCAGCCCGAUGGCGUCAUGGAACCAGAGGGUGCGAUGGCUGCAGGGGCUCCUCUCCUUCCUGCUGCUGGGGAGGUGCGUGGAGCUCCUCGGGCCCCUGGCCCUGCCGGCCGCCUGCUCUCCCGUGCUGUGCCGCUCGCUCUCCCGUGCCUUUGCACCAGCGCUGGCGGGUGCCCUGCUGCUGGCCGCCCACUGCCACCUGCACCGGCUGCUGCUCGCCACCUGGGCUCCAGCCGCCUUCCCCGGGCUGCCCCUCGGCUUUCCCAGAAGAAGCCACACAGACUCAGGCUUCAGCCUUCCGCAGGCCGACCCGCGCGCCGCGGUGUGCUGCCGCGUGGCCCUUUGUGCGGUGCUGGCCACGCUGUGUUUCAGAAUGCUGAGACAUGCCCUCAGGACUUCCUCCCGAAAAAGGCGGUCUUUCCCAAGUAAACCUCUCGUGAGGCUUGACGACGUCAGGGCUUACGCCCGGAGGAAGGUCCUGGCCGUUCUGGGACUGGGGACACCACGGUCGGAGGAGACGGAGGUGGCCGAGGACCACAAUCGCUACCUGGAUGAACUUGCCAGUCUGCUAGAUGAACUUCUGACGAAGGUCGAUGGUCUGUCCGACAGCCGUCCCCUCCCUCUCCUAGAAAAACAACCCCGGAGUUCAGCAGCGCCAAGGGCAGAAGGCAGUGCCCUGCCGGGGGCUCCCAGUCGCCAGGCAACCGGGAUGAGAGAACGACCCCAUCGCAAGCGCGUCUCUCGUCGCCACCCUUCUCCAGCCCAGUUCUCCAAUCCUCAUUAGCUGGGCAAGUUCCACGGACGACGGCCGCCCAUCCUGAAUUGCUUGGACUUCGGCCUGCCCAGACCCCGGCCUUCUCCCUGGGCCCCGCCCCGCCUGCUCCCACUUCCUGCCGCACCACCACCCAGCGGGAGGACCCCUGGGGUCCGGCUCCGAAAUCCCAGCCUCUGUGCCACAGGGGGCUCCGUCAAGUUCCCGGACAAUGGAGUUAGAAGGUAAGUUUCUUUCCUGCGAAACAUUUUUGAACUCCACGCAUACAGAGGGCUCUUCAAAAGUGCAAAAUGGAAAACGCAAAUUAUGAAAAGACUGUAUGGAUUUCAAAACGGGCACCAGAAGAAGCUGAACUUUCAACUCCGCUUUUCUAUAACUUUGUGAACCCCUGCUGUGUCGCGUCAGGGACCAGCCUCUCCAGGGAGCCCCGGCAGGCAGGGUGGGGGACGAGGGACGGGAGAAUGGGGCUGAGCCAAGGGCACUGGACGCUGCCUGGACCCACCCGCCCCGUGCCGACAGCGGUGUGGCUGAGCUGCUGACAACUUCCCGCACACAGCGCCUCCUCUCCAGACAGAGGAAGUGAGUCAGCCGGCACCUGCAUCGCGGCCCUCGCGGCUGGACACCUGCGCCAGGGAGCUGCUGCUGGGACUUCCGGGCGGGACCUCGGCCAGCGGCGGCGUCCACUUCCUCCUCCUCGUGGCUCCCUGCUGGCUGCUGUAGCCCAAAAGGCAAACACCGGCCUCCGCAGUGCUGGGCAGAGGACAGGCUGUGUUUGCCAUUCUUCAGACCUCAUAAGUUACUCAUUGAGUUGCAGGAUGGGGUCCUCGUUGGUCAGUAACAGAGCAACCUGCUAACUCAGCAUCAUUCGUAUCUGAUUAGCUCAUCGGUCUCGAUCUAGGGACCAAACUCUCUCCAAAUCAAGUCUUGCCUUGCAUUCAGGGUGGGUGUGGUCCGCGAGGCGAGCCGAGGGGCGCGUUGUGGCCUCCAGCUGUGAGCGUGGCUGCUCCACCGUGGCGGCGUCAGAGAAGACACGGGGCCACGGCCAGUGCUGACACUGACUCCGGCAGGACUGGGACUCGCGCUCAGUCCCCCGCAUCUCGGAGUCCGUCGUGUUUCAGCGGGCCUUGUCCCUGUGCCCACGCUGGCAGCCGGUGCGUCUUGGAUCCAGGACGUCUUCAGGGUGUCGCUUUGUCACUCGUAGCAGACCGUGUCUCCUAGGUCUCCUAGGACUGUGGGCCUUCAGGUCCUCUCGUCCCAGCCGAGGGGCGGCCGCUGUUCCUCCGCAGGUGGAGCCACGGCCUGCUCUGGAAGUGGCACCGAGCAGAGCCCGCCCAGCCGUCCACGGUGGUCAGCGCAGUCUCCUCGCCAUGGCUGGGGGAGCGCCUGCCCUCGCCUGCCCCACGCCCUGUGGCCUCGCUCCCCCUGGAAGCCCAUCCAGCCCUGGCUCCAAGCGUGGCUUGUGUGGCCUCACCUGCCCGCUGGCCCCACGUGAGCUCCAUGGCCCCACAGUGGAACGGCUGGGAAAACCCGCUGUUGCUGAAGCCGGGGUCGGCAGCCACCGUCCCUGCCGCCUCCUCGCUGCCCGGGCUCUGGGCAGGUGCCUGGCUGCUGGCCUCCUCACAGCCCCCGUGGCCUCCAGAGGGGCUCUGAGUGCCUUCCCCGUGCCCUUCCUCCUCCCCAGGUGCACACCGUCUGCUGAUGCCCUGGUGCCGUCCAGGCUGGGAGCUGGGUGAGAAGCAAGCUUCUCUCUGGUCCUCCCUUGGCCUUCCUGAGGGACCCGUGGUCUCGCACCUGCAGCCCUGUCACAUAGCUGUUCACAGCCUUGACAGUGGCGCAGAGAGCCUGACCCACAUGGAAACGACGGGUGUGCUACCUCUCACGGAGGAUGCCAUCUGUUCUCUGCUGCGGGCUGGCUCUGCCUCUUGGUCACAAGGUGGCUGCUACCAGUCCAGCAAUCAUCCGUAUGCAAAACAUCCAUGGACAAAGGAGGCCAUCUCCCUUGGCUUUUUCAUUAACAGGUGUAAGGACGUUUUGUCAGGAAGACUCCAAGAUAAGUUCCUUUGACACACAUUCCUAAUUGAUCAUGGGGAAAUGAGAUUGUCGUAAAUAAUCUGGGCUGGUCAUCUGGGACAGUGAGGACUCGAGUGCUAACCACCAGGCCGCCUCCCCUCCCGCGCUCACAUUCCACUCCUGAGCAGGGCUCCCUUCUGCCGUGACUGGUGGAGCUCGACAUUUUUAUGUGUGCCGCCCUCUCUCUCUCUCUCUCUCUCUCUCUCUAUAUAUAUAUAUAAUACCUGUUCUUGUACCUUGUUCUGUUUUUCAAGUGUUCUAAUUAUCCUUUCGUCUGAUUUUAAGAUAACUUGUAUACUUGUUAAGUACUUUCUCUAGUGCUCUGUUUUCAUGUUAAAUUUUUCAUAUUGAUGCAAACUCUGUGUGUAUGUGUAUGUGUGUAUGCAUGUGUACUGUAUGUAUGUGUGUAUGUGUGUAUGUGUGUGUGUGUGUGUUUCUGAACAUCCAAAAGUACUUUUUUAAAAAGCCACGAAAACAGAAUUAAAAUAAAAGUUU